AUGGGGGUCGGACGACGACGAUGGCAGCGGCAGCGGCAUCCUUCCACCCUCGCCCCUCGUUCACUCCCCCUGCCCUCUGCCUCACUCUCUUGCCCUUUGCCUUGCCCUCUGCCCCGCCUUCUCUCCCUCGUCCGCCCCUCGUCCGCCCCUUCGCCUCGCCCUUCCCUCUGCUCCGCCUUUCACCAUCUGCCCCACCGUCUCGCCGAUCUUGCCCUUUACCCAUCUCGCCUUCUCGCCCUCUACCACCUCGCUCUCUCGCCUCUCGCCCACCUCGCCCACCUUGCUCACCUUGCCCCUCUUGCCCCUCUUGCCCUUUUGCCCCUCUUGCCCGUUUCUCCCGUUUCUCCCGUUUCGCCCAUCUCCCUCCUCCGCCCUCUCGCCUCUCUCGCCUCUCUCGCCUCUCUCGCCCCUCUCGUCUCUCGCCCCUCUCGUCUCUCGCCCACCUUGCCCUCUCGCCCACCUUGCCUGCUCGUUGUCGCCCUCUCGUCGGCCCUCUUGUCCACUUCAACCCCUCGCCCACCUCGCCGUCUGCCCUGCCCUCUCGCCCUCGCGCGCCUGUCACUCGCUCUCGCCCUCUGCUUCAUCCUUUGCCCUGUCGGAAUUGCCCACGUCGGCACCAGCAUUUCCCCCAGCCCUGUCGGCACCUAUCACAUCGGCAUCGGUCUUCACCCGUCCAUACAGCCCCGCGAGUUGUCUGGCAUAGCAGGCAACAUGUUUUCUCCAUUGAUGGUGCUGGAACCAGCAAACCCCCAGGGCCUCAGUGAGCGUGAGCUGCUCGUUCUGCAUGCCGAGAUCAAGGCCCUUCAGGCUCAUUAUGGUUUGAGCUAUCAAGAGGCAGCACACCGCCUGGAGAUCGCAGAGAUCAAGGAAUUGGAGGCCAACGACACUGCAAUGAAGGCCUUUGCCGCCAUUGAAGAACACAUUAAAAACACCAUUAUUCACGAUCUCCGCCCCCCCAUCACACGCAUCGACCGGGGGGACUUCGACAACAUCAACUUUGCAAAGGGGACCAUCGGGGCUGGAGGUCACCCCAGUUCUCCCAGGAAUGCGAGCUCAUCCAAGGGCAUAGGUACUGGGCAGUAA
Messenger RNA from Cyclocybe aegerita, 1083 nucleotides. Lineage: Eukaryota; Fungi; Basidiomycota; Agaricomycetes; Agaricales; Hemipholiotaceae. The record is from the annotation of a GenBank genome assembly.